Molecule: messenger RNA, 2731 nt
Organism: Notodromas monacha
Lineage: Eukaryota; Metazoa; Arthropoda; Ostracoda; Podocopida; Cyprididae
Source: the annotation of a GenBank genome assembly
AUGUUCGGUAAACCCGUCGAUCUGGAUGAUGCCCUACAGUCCCAGGCUUGGGGUUCGAUGACAGUCGCUAUCCUUAUGGAUGAGCUGAAGGUGAAGUCUGAGGCUGUUUCGAGUUGGUGCGUCGUGAGUGAAACCCGAUGCUGGGAAACCUGGUUUGCGAAGCGAAGCCUGGAGGGCUUGUUGUUCUUCGAGGAGCCGGCAGUUUGUUGGCUGGGUUCGCGGAGUACAGUUCUCUGGGAUUUAGUGAUCGUAAAAUGGCCUCCAGACUCUGGAUCCCUGCUGGCAUUGUUCUUCUUUGUGGUGAAAACUCUCAACUUGGACUUCAUCACGAAUAGGAAUUUCUCGGCGUUUUCGAGGACCAGGAUUAUGUAUGCGGCUUGUGUCGGAGGAAUCCCGAUUCCCGCCAGAUCAGUUCAGGAGCUUUUGAAUGAGGUCGCAGCUUAUCCAAAUAACAUUCACACCUACGAUACCGUUGCGCAGGUGGCGAUGUUGUUGCAAUGUGUGCUGAAGAACGCAGAAUCGGAGAGUGUCGCUGAAGCCGUGUCCGGGAUUUUGGAUGAUUUGGUGUUGAACUUGACGAAAGCUGCGGACAAUUUGAAUUUUUUGAGCGAUACCUCAGUGUCUCUAAUAGUCCAGGCAUUGAUGUGUGUGCCAGACAGAGAAGGACACAAAGCCGCCCUCCUGGAACCUUUUCAGAAGAGGAUGCUUCAAAAUCAAAAGGCUGAUGGAGCAUACGAUGAUAACGUGUUGACCACGGCCCACAUUCUCACUGGACUGGCUAGAGUUUGCCUGCUCGAUCUGCGCUCUCAACAUUGCGAUUUCAACGGAGAUACGCCUACUGAACCUCCCGGGUUUGACGUGGACAGGGGAAAUGAAACUGUGGUCCUCGUUUCUGCCAAUUUUACGAUUUGGAUUGGUCUCACAGUUGAGCUUGCGUACAGUAAAAUUGUGACGCUGAGAGAGAAUAGUACCAUGUACCAGCUCAUGCGGAUUGCUGCUGAAAAUGAUCCGCGAUUCGAAUUUGCUGCGUAUGACUUUCCCUGGGGUCGGUACAUUCACAACAUCGGUGGUAUCGAGUUGCAGCACGAGGGCUAUCAUUACUGGCUAAUGUACACUCUUCCGUUUCCUCCAGAUCCUAAAAAUCCACCACCAACAUCAUUUAUAGGAGCUGAUGGCGUUGAUGAUCUGGUCAUCAAGGAUGGAAUGAACAUUCUCUUCUGGAACAAGCCGAUUUGAAGGAAUCGCCAGGUUUUGGACGAUAUCAUUCUGGUUUCUUGAUUUCAAAAUCCAUCUGCCGAUUGAGGAUUUCCAGUGUCACUUUUUUUCCUUGCGAAGCUUCGGUGAUGAUUGUCAUUGAUAGAUGCAAUGAGAUUUUCAAGUACAGUAUUCAGGAAGUCACUGUGAGGCAUUUGUGUGCAUCGAAGUGCAUAUAAAUCUGUCAUUUCUUAUAAAGUGCACGAAGUGUCAUUCGUUUGAAGGAUUUCCGCAUGAACUUCAAGGAGGUGCAUUGGAACUGCCGAGCCAUUUAAGGAACAGGACAAAAUGCUCACAAGUCACCAGCUCUGGUCAGAAUCUUGGGACUGAAUUAUUCUUUCGGAAAUGUGCACCAGUUUUUUGGUUGAGGUGUUGUUCUACUUUAAAAUAUUCAUUUUCUUCAGCAGUUUUACUAGUUUUGUAGGAAAAACCCGUCUUGGCAACGAAUGAUCCGUGCAGUUCUUCAUCAGAUAAAAUAAUUUGGGAAAAAUAUAAUGAUUCAAUAUAAUUUAUUUAUCGAGAAGAUACGCUUGAAUUCAUUGCUAUGAACUUGGAUACAUUUUUCAGAGAGCUUCUCCCUGCAUUGUGUUGCUGCUAAAACCUAAAAAUAAUUUUAUGUAGAAGAAGUAAUCGUGAGGGGAAUUAGAAAACUAUUUCGUGGAGGGGAUACUCCGACUCCUCCGAUGGAAUAGAGUAUUUUGCGCCGGGAUUGAAUUCAGAACAGUCGCGUUUUCGGGAAGUUGAACCGAUGGGUUUGGAUGAUCAGGAAGUACAGCGACUUGGAAAGAAACGCGUUUGCGUCGAAAGUAUUUCGUUCAUUAUUGCAGCUUGAUGACUCGCGGUUAUUGUGGACGCGAAUUGACUGCCAGGUGAUGUUGACAAGUCCUUUUAUCUGUGCACUGAGUUUAUUGACGUGGUUGCCGUGGGAGCUCAGUGUCCCAGAGUUGGAAAUAUCUUUCGUUGCGACGCUCAGAUUUUUCUCUCCCCACCUCGUGAUCACUUUCAUUUCAGCUCCUUGCGAUUGAAUUCAGUGAAACGUUCAGAUCUGCAGUCCGGAGCUGGGAAAAAGAAAAUUGGCACAGUUUCGUCGUGUUGCAUUGCAGGUUUUAGUGCAGUAGAUUCCUUUUGCACAGGGUGUCCAAAACCUGGCUGCAUUGACAUCAGAGAUAAGAUAUCUGUCGGUCGUUUACCAGGGUUUUCAUUUUUCCGAUCUGAUGAAACAUUUCCGGCGAUGGAUAUUCUAGAAAUUUGCGAUUCUAUUUACAAAUUCACUUUCAUUGAAACUUCAUCGCUACUCAUCAGUAACUUUCUUGUGUGUGACGAGUUUUCUCUGUCUCACCGGUGUAAGAAGUGUUAAAAAACUUGCUGAAUCUUUUUUUAUGUUGAGAACACGUAGCGUGAAGGAUGUUUUUUUCAACUGAACAUGUUACUAAUGAAACUUUUUCAUUCGUGAAAGUUUUUUGAAAUUUCAGUGAUG